AUGGCGUUGGAGGUGCAACCGCCCAGCGAUCGCAAACGAGUCAAGGUCUACGAACUGAGGGAUAACGACUGGUUUGAUAGAGGUACUGGUUUCUGUACUGGUCAGAUCCUGGACGAUGAACCGCGAAUAUUUGUCGAAUCUGAAGAUGAACCCGAACGGGUACUUUUGGAGACAAAAAUCUCCAAAGACGACGGGGAAGAUACUAACGUUUGUGCGACACUACCAGAGACCCUGAUAGUAUGGACGGAACCCAAUGGGACGGAUAUGGCAUUGAGCUUCCAGGAGCCUGAGGGUUGCGCCGUGAUUUGGAAUUUUGUCAAUGGCGUUCAACAACACCUUACGAACCUGGCAGCAGCAGACGAUGCCUUUUCCGACGAUCUCGAAACAUAUCAAUCUAUAAUGCUACCCGCCCCGGAGCUCGGAAACCUCCCCGAAAUUGACCAUGUCAUGAGAGCAGCCAGCAUGACACAAGCCGGCCGAGACGCAUUGUCGAAGUUUGUUAUUCGGGAAGAGUAUAUAACAAAGCUCAUACCAUUGGUCACAGUGGCAGAAGAUCUCGAGAGCCUGCCGGACCUACACCGUCUCUGCAAUAUCAUGAAAUCCCUCAUCCUUCUCAAUGACAACACCAUUAUCGAGACCGUCGUUACGGACCCCAUUAUUCUAGGAGUUGUGGGGGCGUUGGAAUACGACCCCGAGUUUCCGACACACAAAGCCAACCAUCGGCAAUACCUCGCAGACCAGUCACGCUACAAAGAGGUGGUCCCGAUUAAAGACGCCCUCAUCCGUCGCAAAAUCCGGUACACCUGGCGCUUGCAGUAUCUAAAGGAUGUGGUCUUGGCCCGGAUCUUAGACGACCCAACUUUUUCAGUCCUCAACUCGUUGAUCUUUUUCAACCAGGUCGAGAUCGUAAAUCAUAUCCAGUCAAACGGCCCCUUCCUGAAGGAAUUAUUUACGGUGUUUGAUCCGAGAAAUACCGAUGCAAAGCGCAAGGAGGAUGCAGUGCAGUUCCUCCAUCAAUGUGCAUCCAUUGCCAAAAACCUGCAAGCCCCGGCGCGCGCCAAUCUCUUCGCAAACUUCAUUAGCCAUGGCCUUUUCGCUGUGAUCGCCUUCGCUAUUAAGCACCCUAACCCCGCUAUGCGCACGACUGGAAUUGAUAUUCUAGUUGCACUGCUUGACCAUGAUCCUCUCAUGAUGCGGGGUUAUAUGCUCAAGGCCGUCAAUGAGAAGAAGACGCCGCUGACUGAUACGUUGAUUGAUUUACUUCACUUAGAGUCGGAUCUCGGUGUUAAAAAUCAACUCGCAGAUGCAGUCAAGGUUCUAUUGGACCCCCAGAUUCUUUUGCAAGACACGAUGGGUCGGGCUGGACCCGAACAGUACUCGAAGCCACGUCCUAAUAUUCUCUCUGAUGCUUUUGUUCAAAACCACUUUGAUGAGUCUGCAAAGAGGCUAUUCAUGCCAUUAAAACGCCUUGAGAACCGCGCCAGCCUUAGCGACCUCAGGUUUCAAGAGGUGGCCUUGUAUGCCCAUCUUGUUGAUAUCCUUACUUUCUUCGUCCGUCAACAUCUGUACAGAAGUCGUGCUGUCAUCCAUAAUGAAGCACUCGCUCCCAGAGUUGCUCAGUUACUUACAGUGCCCCAGAAGCACCUCAAGCUGAUCGCAUUGAAAUUUUUCCGUACAUUAAUUAGCCUCCAAGACACAUUUUACCAAGCUCUGAUGACACAUAACAACACGUUUGGUUUGAUUCUUGACAUUGUCUAUGAAACAAUGCCACGCGAUAACCUCCUUAAUUCAGCUUGCCUCGAACUUUUCGAAUUCAUCAAACGUGAAAAUAUCAAACCGAUAGUUCUGCAUGUCGUUGAAAAAUACGGUGAAAAGCUCAAGAAUAUUACCUAUGUCAACACAUUCCAGGACUUGAUCCUACGCUAUGAGCAAAUGCAGGGCUAUGGUACAGAAGCUGAGUCAACUCUCUACUCUCAAGAUGAAGGUACAACAGCUCGUCGAGUGCCGCCCAACGGACAACGUUGGCAGGGUGUUAGGGAGAUGGAUGCGGCAGAGGAAGAGUAUUUCAACACAUCUGAUGAUGAGGAAGAGUGGCAACAUGACAAUGCGGCCAAUGCAACAAUGGCUCCUCAGAUGCAGAACGGUUCCGCCUCGCCAGUGGUCAAGCCUCUAGUCGACUAUCCAGAUGACGAUGAGGAUGACGAUGCUAUGGACACGAAGCCGGAGGAUAGUGAGGAGCAGAAGCAGCAACAGUUGGUACGGCAAGAAGGCACCCCAACCCUUGACGCCGCUACCGACUCCAUUGUGGACGCACCGUCGACUCCGGUUUCAUCGACAGUGCAGACGCCUCCGGAGCGUCUGUCAGAGAAGCGCCGGCGUGAAGAGGAGGACGAUGAUGAGCUGGUUAAGCUCAGUACUGGACCGAAACGAAGGAGCUCAACCAGUGGCAGUCCUGGGGGUGCUAGUAUGCUGCGAAAGAAGAGGAGCGUGUCAAUUGGGUCGCUCUCAGCUGCUACUGAAAAAGGGGCAACUCAGAGUAUUUUGGGAACCGUGACUGGCAGCACAGCACCCAAAAGGAUAGCCAUCAAUCUUAGCUCUAAACCGUCAUCAGAGACGGAUUCCACUGACUCUGCCGCAAGUACACCAAGCAGUGAGAAAGAGAACCGUGGCGAGAACCACGGUGAAAGUGGUUAGCUAUACUCCCGUGAUAUUUCUCCUGCCAUUCAUGGAAUUCGCAUGACUGGGUUUCCCCGCAAGCAUCGUCCUCGUUUGUCCGAGUACUUGGAGUUCUACCUGCAUUUCCCGCGAAUCUCCUAGAUACCAGAUGAAGUAAUGGUUUAGUCUUUUUCAUUUCUUCAUUUUCCCUUUACUGAUUCACUGCAUAUCUCUGUAUGAUUCCCUCAUCCUUUGCUAUACAUCUUUGUGCUUUUCUUUUGGCAUUCUUAGAUAUCAUGUAUUAGGUUUCUACUUGCUCUGAAGCCUGCGAUUUCCGUCUUGUUCUUACCUUCUCAUCGUCGAAAUUUUGGCCUGGUGUACAGCUACCAUGUCCUGUUUGUUUCUUUCUCCAAUCUUGUUUUAUUUGAGUGUCCUUCCUUUGCGCACCUCAUGGUUCAUUUGCACUGUCAAUGCGUGGCGAAAAAAACAAAAUGAUAUGCAAUCAGAAGCGAGGAAGUAGCGCGCAUGCUGCCGGCCUCUUGCGUCUGAUGGUCGGUGUUAUUCCACCUGGGUCUUUGGCAUAACUGGAGCUUUCUGUAUUGUUCUUCGGUCUAUCUAUGGGGUUUAAGGAGCUCUGGUUGAUAGGGAUGGAGUCUGGCUGGAUGCGAUGAAUUGCGAUGAAUCACUGUGUGCGUAUGCCUGCAUUUCAGAGGUCUUGGUAUGGAGGAUUUCGUUUCUUUCUAUUCCUUAUCAUGAUUGGGAAUGUUUGAUGGAGCGGGUUGUCGAGAGAGUUGAUAUUUGCAUUCUUCUGAAGAGAUAUUAG
Molecule: messenger RNA, 3478 nt
Organism: Aspergillus nomiae NRRL 13137
Lineage: Eukaryota; Fungi; Ascomycota; Eurotiomycetes; Eurotiales; Aspergillaceae
Product: SMEK family protein
Exons: 9
Coding region: 1-2694 (897 amino acids)
Biological process (GO): protein dephosphorylation; DNA damage response
Cellular component (GO): protein phosphatase 4 complex; nucleoplasm
Molecular function (GO): protein phosphatase activator activity
Source: RefSeq, a predicted model, not a curated record